AUGUCUCAAGCAGUUGCCCACUACAUUAUCACAGAUGACAUUGAUGAAAGUAUUCCAUUUCUGGCAGUUGAGGAUAUCCCUGAUCCUGAAGUUAGAGAUGUUCUCAAAAGGUAAUGUUAAAAGCAUUAGUGAUCCGGUAGUACAUCUGAAGUGCUAGCUUGAAAUUCAUUUUACACUGCAUUUUAUCCAGUGAACUCUUUAUUCCAUUUAUGAACUAGAAAAUGCACAUGAGCAUAUACAAUAAUAAUUAUCAUUAUUGUAUACUCUCGUGUGUAUUUUCUACUGGGCUAUUUACAAUGAUUUCUGUUGCCAGACCAUAAUUUAUGAUAAGUGUGACCUUUUUGUUAGAUUGCAAGUGCAUCAAAAGAUGAGGACUUUCAGAACCUGAAUGCAGAUGAAGGGGUUAGUAACCUGUUGAUUCAAUGUGGUUUUGUGAACAAGCUGUUGAACAAACAGAAUUCACAGCAGGCAUGCCAGAGAGUACUGGUCCACCAAGUACUGAUGUAUAAGAAAGAUCCUAUACAGGAAAUCAGGAGAGGUCUGCAGACAGCAUCUAUUACUUCCUUUCUGAAAGAUCACCCUGCACUUUGGAAGACCAUUUUUGCCACAGCUGCAGAUGUAAAACUUCAAUCUGAUUUGGUGGUGAGAAGCCUCAAGUGUGACCCUUCAGUGGGAGAAUUGAAUGAACAACAAGAAACAAUCCUAAACUGGUGUAAGGAGUAUGUUGGUAAUCUUCCAUCUGACACAGGUACUACAAAGGUGUUAUAAACAUGUCAGGAAAAAGUGGUGGAUUAUGAUAUCUGCUAAUAACAGUAUAAUUUUCACGUUUACAAUCUCAUUUUUUCUUGUUUGGAAAUUCUGUCAUUUCUUUCAAAACGCUUGCAACUCUGAGCUUUCCUGCGGAUAAUUUUGUUGAUAUAGUCAGUUCUAUUAUUGGGAUGGUCACUUAUUGUGUCAAUUUACAGCCAAGGAAAGACAUACAGAAAGGCAGGGACCAAUAAUUUUACUCUAAGUGUGUGUUUUCUUUACAGGCAGUUUUUUGUCCCAUGGAGGUGACUGUAAUAAUAGGGAGUUGACUGUACAUCCCAGGUGCAAUCAACUUGAUACUGAAAGGAAAGACUUAACUAAACCGAACAUAAAGACCUGCAAAAAAAUUAAUUUAAAUAUUGAAAACUUAAAUUAUUCAGAUAUUCAAGUUAUGAGAAAACAUAGUAUUCGAUUGGGCUUGUUCUAUCUUCCAAGCAAUACAGAUUUCCCUUUACAGUCAACUCCUGAUAAUUCGAACCUUCAAGGGAAACAGAAAAAGUUUGAGUUAUCAAGGGUAAAAUUAUAUAGAAAAUGUUCUGAAGGGAAAUGAAAAUUGCUUCGAAAGUUAACGGAGGUUCGAGUUAGAGAGGGUUCGAAAGUUACCGGGAGUCAACUGUACCUCAAGCAAUGAUUUUCAUACUGAAAUUCAAAUGCAAAAGUGGGUUUACUGUGCCAGUGAAUGAGAUUACCGAGUUUACAAUAAAGCCAUAUUAAAAAUAAAAAACAAAUAGCAAACAAAACACAGUUGCAAUAACUAGAGGUAGGCCAUAAAGAACAUUUUGUUUAAACAUGUAUUCUUCCUUCCCAGAAUCAGAUUCAUCAACCAUUGAGAAGUUUGUACAGUUUGUGUUUGGAGAACCAACCAUGCCGCCACAACCAGUUUAUGUUAAGUUUAACCGACCUGGAAAGAGCUUGCCUGAUGCUGAUGCAUGCACAGGAACCAUCAGCCUUCCAAUUGAUCACAAGAUGAAAAAGGAUUUUACAAAAAGUUUGGAUAUAGUUUUAAACUUUCAACACAAAGGAUUUGGUAGAUGCUGA
Porites lobata is the source of this 1845-nucleotide messenger RNA. The record is from the annotation of a GenBank genome assembly. NCBI's taxonomy places the organism in Eukaryota, Metazoa, Cnidaria, Anthozoa, Scleractinia, Poritidae.